Podospora pseudopauciseta is the source of this 345-nucleotide messenger RNA. RefSeq lists its product as uncharacterized. NCBI's taxonomy places the organism in Eukaryota, Fungi, Ascomycota, Sordariomycetes, Sordariales, Podosporaceae. The coding region runs from base 1 to 345 and encodes 114 amino acids. The record is from RefSeq and is a predicted model, not a curated record. The transcript has 3 exons.
AUGUCCGUUGACACCCAAGACAAGUGUGCCGAAUCCACUCGCCCCUUUGCCGCCGAGUCCCUCUCCGCUGAUCAUCCCGAUCACAAUGAUGCCUCUUCCGACAGCGCCGAGGAUGUUCUCGAGCUUGUGUCCAACACUCUGGAUAUCGGCCACAAACCUUCCCCCGAGUUGAUCAAGAAGUACCAGUUAUACAUGGUUUACAAUGUCGACCGCGUGUGCGAUACUGGAGACGUGGAAGAACUGAAGAUUGAGAAGGACAUGGCCUCCGUGUUGGCGAAGUUAUUGCGGGACGGUGUUGAGAAGGUAGAGGAAAAGCUUGAGGAGUUUGGUCUUUACUGGCGAUAG